CAGCGAUAGGAAAAGCACCGUGGCUGAAAACUUCGGGAAAAAUGGAAAAAGUAGCAGGCGUAAAUACUUUAUUCACACAUCCGUGGGUGAAAUAAAGAACAGCCGUUUUGGAGCCGUGCGUUGUCUUACCAAGGUGGUUUUCAAACGGGACAAUGGUGUCGACGGAGGAAAAAACACCGAAUUUCUUGCAAUUCCAUUGAAAGUAAACUUACUCAUGGAGAAAGGAGCAAGUCGGGAGUCAUGAGCACAGGUGUGAAGAAGCCUCCAUUAGCUCCCAAGCCUAAACUCCCUGCUACCACCAAACCCUCACCCCCACCUAUCGCCCCCAAGCCAGGUCUUUUCACCCAGCCCUCCACCGUCUCCCACUCUUCCCCUGCUACUCUGAAGAGAGCCAAACCUGCUGUUGCACCCAAGCCAUGCAUCCCCAAACCCUCGGCCUCACCUCCCUCUGUUUUACCGCCGCCACCCAAACCCAGUGCAUCUCAGACCCUAUCUCAGGAAGACCGGGAGGCUUCAGAUGAUAGUUUAUUGCUUCUCAACUCCAAAAAUGGGAUUUUAUCAGAGCCUAACAAUCGUGACUCGGACUACAUCAUUCCCACCUGCUCCUGUCAGCUCCAGGACUGUGCCCAGUGCCAGCACCUUGGGAAUGGGAAUGCAACUGACGUUGCGGGAGAUACACAUGACGACCUGUUGCAGAAUGGGAAUUCUACGGAGACAUGUGGACUUCCUGUGAUCAGGCCUCAGGAUAAAGAUGAAAGUCGGGAGGAGGGAGUAUCCGUAGAGAAAGGUGGAGGUGGAUCGAUAAGCAACAAUGUCCAUCCUAAGCCCAAGGACAAACCGCAGAGACAGAAACACUUGGAUCGAGGUUUAGUGAGCAGAGAAGUGCAGAGGACUGAGGAGCAGCAGGGGAGAGGUUUGGAGAAUGUAAGACACCAGGAAAAUGCUCUGGACCAGUCAGUCAAAGCUGAUACACACACUGAGGGUCCUAACGUAGAAAGUAAGUACAAAGACUCUAAAUCCGCCUGUGAUGUUGCAGGCAGCAUCAUUGUCUCCCCAAGUGUCUCCUCUGAUCAGCCGUUGUCUCCGUCGUCUUCCACAGAAUCCUCUCAGGUAGAGAGUAGCGAUCUUAGCAGCAAGGCACCUUCCAGCAGGUUACCCCCAGAUCUGCAGGUCCCUGCUCCACCAAGUAAGCCUCUCCCAGUACCUCACCCACGGAAACCCAAGAAGCCAGCCCUGGUGAGGCAGGAUGGACUGGAGGGCCCUGCCCACGAUGGGGCGGCAGAGGAAUACAAGAGGGGGCUUGAGAUGGGAGAAGGGACUCUGACUCUAGCUGGUCUGUCUCUUAGUUCAGAGGGAGAGGAACUCAAAUGGGGCAAGAAGGACACGCCCCUACCCCACCAAGACCCAGAUCUGGCCAGUGAUGAGCCCAAUGCCCCUGUGCCCCCUCCUCGGCAGACCUCGCUCUCGCCCCGCCUCCACCGAACCUUUCACAUUGCCCCCUCCCUUAACAGAAACGCCUCCCACUCUCUAGAUCUGCUCUCCCAACCAGAGCCUGACUCGCUCGGCCAUGGCAGCAAAAACAAAGGUGAGGAACAUCGGGUGGAGGUGGAUGAAGAGGACGGAUACGGCGACUUUGAGCGUUACCCCAUCGCACACAGCCUCCCCAAGCAGAUCAAGCUCAGCUGCCACCCACCUCUGGUCAACACAAGGAAGGCCUUUUCCGCUGAGGAUCAGGAGUCACCAAGGGCGCCACCCCGAAAGCCCCAGAGACACAGCUUACCGGCGCCCCCACCACCCUCCAUAACCCCACCUGCUCCUCCGCACGCCAACACCCCCAUGAGGGAGCUGCCGGCACCUCCCCAAGAAAAAACAGCUUGGCGCUUUGCCCGGCCCUGUGUGACAUUCUUCAGCCGACAGAUGCCCAUGAGGAGCAGCGUGCCCCCGCAGGGCCGAGCCCCGCUGCUGGGGGGCAAGCAGAGAGCGCAGUCCUUCUCCGCAGCCGACCUGGCGACCCGUGCCGACCACCCGAGGAGGAGCCUGUCUUUCAAGAAGCUGCUGGAGCUCAGGCUGUCUGUCAAGAUGCUGCCAAAGCUGCUGGCCAAGGGUGGGCAGUCGCUGGACUGUACAAACACAGAGUCGAACAAGGGGGAUAAAAGCCAGCCUGUUGGCAGCACCGGGGAGGCUGACGGCAACGGAGAGGGUGAAGAGGGAUCUGUGGAGUAUGAGAACGUCCCACUGUACGAGGAGAUCCCGGAGUACAUGAACCUGCCAUUUCACAGUGCACGGCUGGGUUGGCCACAUGACUCCGACCCAGCUGAUUCAGACAUCUAUGAAGUGCAAGAUCCUUAUCACAAACCACAGGGCAACGAGUACGAGAGCGGCUGGCUGACGCAGGAUGGAGUUCACUCUGAGGAAGAGGAUGUCCACAGUUCAGACGAAGAGGACAACAGCUCCACCUCCAGCAAGGAGCAUCUGGACGAGGCAGACCGGCAGCACGAAGACGAGAUGAAGAGGAAGAAGGUGGUGCACAUAGCCCAGGAGAUCAUGAGCUCUGAGAAAGUCUUUGUGGAUGUCCUGAAACUUCUGCACAUAGACUUCCGGGAUGCAGUUGCCAAGGCAACCCGUCAAAAUGGGAAGCCAGUAGUGGAUGAGCGGAUCCUCAGCCAGAUCCUGUACUACCUGCCCCAGCUCUACCAACUCAACAGAGACCUGCUGAGAGAGCUGGAGGAGAGAGUGGCCCACUGGAGCGAUCACCAGAGGCUGUCGGACAUCUUCGUCCAGAAGGGGCCUUACCUGAAGAUGUACUCCACAUACAUCCGCCAGUUCGACAACAAUGUGGCCCUCUUAGAUGAACAGUGCAGGAAGAACCCCGGUUUCGCCGCCGUUGUCAAAGAGUUUGAGAUGAGUCCAAGAUGUGCCAGCCUGGCUUUGAAACAUUACCUUCUGAAACCAGUCCAGAGAAUCCCUCAAUACCAGCUGCUGCUCACAGAUUAUCUGAAGAACCUCCCUGAAGAUUCUGAGGAUUAUAAGGACACACAAGCUGCUCUGGGUGUAGUGAAAGAAGUGGCCAACCACGCUAAUGAUAUCAUGAAACAAGGGGAUAACUUCCAGAAGCUGAUGCAGAUUCAGUACAGUCUGAACGGCCACCAUGAGAUCGUUCAGCCAGGCAGGGUGUUUCUGAAGGAGGGCACUCUGAUGAAGCUGUCCAGGAAGGUCAUGCAGCCGCGGAUGUUCUUCCUGUUUAACGAUGCUCUCAUGUACACCACUCCUGUCCAGUCUGGCCAGUAUAAACUCAACAGCAUGCUCUCCCUGGCUGGGAUGAAGGUGAGUAAGCCCAGCCAGGAGGCCUACCAGAACGAGCUGAACAUCGAAAGUGUUGAACGCUCCUUUAUCCUGUCUGCCAGCUCAGCUACAGAGAGAGAUGAGUGGCUGGAGGCCAUCGCCAAGGCCAUAGACGACUACACAAAGAAGAAGAUAACUUUCAUCUCCAGCCGUAGUCAGGAGGAGGCUGAUGGUACCGGGGAUAGUGGGGCCCCACUGGGCUCAAAGGCUCCAAUCUGGAUCCCAGACCUGAGGGCCACCAUGUGUAUGAUCUGUACCUGCGAGUUCACGCUCACAUGGAGAAGGCAUCACUGUCGUGCCUGUGGCAAGGUGGUCUGUCAGGCAUGCUCUGCCAAUAAGUACUAUCUGGAGUACUUGAAGAACCAGCCGGCACGUGUGUGUGACCACUGCUUUGCCAAGCUGCAGGAGAACAGUGACCGUUGUGCCUCAACAUCCCUUUCUCCCAUUGGGAAAUCGGGAGCCUUCUCUUUUUCUAGAAAACAGAAGAAGAUUCCUGCUGCACUGAAAGAGGUGUCUGCCAACACAGAAAACUCCUCCAUGAGUGGCUACUUAAACAGAUCAAAAGGCAACAAGAAGCAGUGGAAGAGGCUGUGGUUUGUCAUCAAGAAUAAAGUCCUGUACACCUACGCCGCCAGCGAGGAUGUAGCAGCGUUGGAGAGCCAGCCGUUGUUGGGUUUCUUCCUGAGAGAGGAGAAGUACGGCCCGGCUCAGAAGCUGCAGUUCAAGCUGUACCAUAAAAACACGCUGUUUUACAUCUUUAAAGCCGAUGACAUCCCCACUGCACAGAGAUGGAUCGAAGCCUUCCAAGAGGCCAUGAUUCUUGAACAGUAGUUCUCUUUGGCAGCAGUGACGUUGCACCGCAGCCCUGGAGCCACUUUACAGGCAACUUACGACCCUGGAUCACAGGUCAGGGGUCACCAGUCCAGGAGGGACUCCGGAUGGACUGUCUGCCCGAUAUAAAGAUACACAUCACACACUGCCAAUGAAAUGGAAACCAGACUGUUUUUCCGAGAAGCAGCAAUGGAUUUUUUUUUUUUUUAUUCUUUCAAAACAUAUUUCUCUCUGCAACAGCUACUGAUGCUCUGCAUUUUCAGUGGAGCUGACGGUGGAUCUGUUGGCUUCACCUCAGAAAUGACACAGUUACCUGUCACAGCCGUGGGUCAAAGGUCAAGUCCAGAAGCAUGUGUGUGGAAGUGUCGCAGAAAAGAUGUCAGGGCCUCUACAAGCCCUUGGAAAUCCAACAAGCCUGCAAGCCUGGGAAUUUUUAUCCGCCAAUGAAUGAAGGAAUCUCUUUCAUGUGAAACAAAAUAUAGCCACAAAUAUCUGUUCAUGCCAGAUCACUCUUCACUUACGCACCCUGAUUUUUCCUUGUGUUAUAACAUACAGGUCCUUUUAUUCAAGCAAAAAUUAAGAUGAAAUUUAACAAUUUAACAAACCCUGUAAAAUAUCCAAAUUUGCAAGAUAUUUCAUCAUGUAUGCAAAAGUAUUGUUGAUGUCUUUUUCAGUUGUUGAACGAUGUAACUAGGUUGGAUUUUACUGUGAAAAACAGGGUUCUACAAAGAAACAGGAAGUUGAUUUUCUGCUUUUGAGGUUUAUCUCUCUGGAUAAGAGAUUUUUUUUUUAAUAUUAUUUUGUAGACUGAGAUAACCAAACAUUUAAAUCAUGGGUAAAACAAUAUACUGGAGAAAACUGGAAAUGUCAUAAAUAAUGUAGAUAUUUUAACUACAGUUAAAUGUAUUUUUGUUUGCCUGUCUCGCCACAUCACAAGUGGUCAACGGGUAAUACUUUGUAUAUGAAAGUAUAUGACAGAGCAACAUUGACCCUUUUUAUGUCAAAGCCAAGAGCUAAUAUUUAUAUAGAAUUGUACAUUUCUCUUUGUCUGAAAGGGUUGGAGGAGCUUGAUUUAUUUUAUCUGCCAUAAUGGUUUUAAAAGCACAGGCUGCCACUUUUUCUUUCUUUCUUUUUUUUUAAUACAAAAAAAAAAAUGUGGUUGGAUGGGUGUGUUAGGAAACGUUUUCAUCAAAGCCUCUUUCUAUUUCUUUUUUUUUUUUUUUUUUUACAUUGUAUUUAAUUAGACGAUUGAAAUGAUAACUGCUUACAGAGAAGGAGCAUGCUGUCUUUUUUUUUUUUUUUUUUUUUUUUUUUUUUUUUUUUAAUAUAUAUAGGAAGAUACUGUGGAAAGUGGGUAGGAGAUAUAUUUCUGAGGAAAUGUUCAAAAGCCAGAAAAAAAAAAAUCUAGAUUAACUCCAAGGAUUGUUUUCACACAGACAUGCCUUAUAUCUCCUAUUACAGGAUCAACUCCAACAGGAAUGCUGUUCUGCUGGAAGCUGUUCCUCAGAUGAAUAAGGACACAUUAACAAUGCAGUUUUUGAUGAUAGCUUACUCACUAGGCCUUUUCUAGCCAGGCCACUUUGGGUCUGCAGUUUGGCGAAUAGCUACAAUCAUUGUCAUCCGUUUCUUCAGGGUUACCUCUCGUGUUUCACUUGUACUAAUGAGAUUGCACUACUCUGUCAAGGCAAGAGUCUCCACCAUCCGACACUAGUGAAGGAAUCAAACCCCUAAUACUCUGAUGAAGGCUCAUUAGGCUGCCAUCUCUGUGCAAUUAAUCCACAUUUAAAAAAAAAAAAAAAAUGUUUUUGGCCAGCGAGGAUCAUUUUGCUGUAGUCUA
Messenger RNA from Myripristis murdjan (pinecone soldierfish), 6010 nucleotides. It is a transcript of the gene fgd6, whose product is annotated as FYVE, RhoGEF and PH domain containing 6. NCBI's taxonomy places the organism in Eukaryota, Metazoa, Chordata, Actinopteri, Holocentriformes, Holocentridae. Gene Ontology annotation, cellular component: cytoplasm. The record is from RefSeq and is a predicted model, not a curated record. The transcript is spliced from 21 exons. Gene Ontology annotation, biological process: regulation of GTPase activity. Bases 241 to 4173 code for a protein of 1310 amino acids. Gene Ontology annotation, molecular function: metal ion binding; guanyl-nucleotide exchange factor activity.